CAAGUGCCGUGGCGGGAGCAGAGAGCGGCCACGGUAGCGGCGCCUCCCGGAGUGGCCCGUCACGCCCGGCCCCGCGCGGAAGAUACCAAGUUGUGCUAGUACAACCAUAUAAAUAAUUCAUACCUGAAGUCUCAAUGUAACAUGGACAUUAACAGUGAUGACAGAUAAAUACAGACGCUUGGGAUUCAAAUACUAGGCGAAACACUUUAAAAAAAGAAAGGAGUUUAAGAGUUUCUAGUAUUCUCCAUGGCUGAAGCUGAGAGUCUGAAACCCUGAUGCUUAAGCUCUAUUCUAGAUCAUAGCUUCAACUCCUUCAGGAUAUAUGGAAAAGAGAUAAUAUUUCCACAAUGAUAGAUCUUUGGUUGUACAGGUUUCCCAAUGAGUGGAUCAUGAUGACCGUAUUGUAGGGACUUGCCAUAGUAUGGCUGCUUCCCGAUCUACUCGUGUUACAAGAUCAACAGUGGGGUUAAACGGCUUGGAUGAAUCUUUUUGUGGUAGAACAUUAAGGAAUCGUAGCAUUGCUCACCCUGAAGAAAUCUCUUCUCAUUCCCAAGUGCGAUCAAGAUCACCAAAGAAGAGACCAGAGCCUGUACAAAUUCAGAAAGGAAACAAUAAUGGAAGAACCACUGAUUUAAAACAGCAAAGUACUCGAGAAUCAUGGGUAAGCCCUAGGAAAAGAGGACUUUCUUCUUCAGAAAAGGAUAACAUAGAAAGGCAGGCCAUAGAAAAUUGUGAGAGAAGGCAAACAGAACCUGUAUCACCAGUUUUAAAAAGAAUUAAGCGUUGUCUUAGAUCAGAAGCACCCAACAGUUCAGAAGAAGAUUCACCUAUAAAAUCAGACAAGGAGUCAGUAGAACAGAGGAGUACAGUAGUGGACAAUGAUGCAGAUUUUCAAGGGACUAAACGAGCUUGUCGAUGUCUUAUACUGGAUGAUUGUGAGAAAGGGGAAAUUAAAAAGGUGAAUCUCAAUGAGGAAGGGCCAUUUAAUUCUACAGUAGUUGAAGAAAUCACAGGCUAUUUGGCUGUCAAUGGUGUUGAUGACAGUGAUUCAGCUGUUAUAAACUGUGAUGACUGUCAACCCGAUGGGAACACUAAACAAAAUAGCACUGGUUCCUAUGUGUUGCAGGAAAAAUCAUUAGCUGAAAAUGGGGAUUCAGAAACCAAAACAGCAAUGUUCCUUGAUAGUAGGAAGGAGGACAGUUAUAUAGACCAUAACGUGCCUUGCACAAAUUCAAAAGUGCAGGUCAAAUUGGAGGACCACAAAAUAUUAACUACCUGCCUGCCUGUGGAACAUGUUAAUCAGCUGACUACUGAGCCAGCUUCAGGCCCCAUUUCUGAAAUUCAGUCAUCUUUAAGGGAUUCUGAGGAGGAAGUAGAUGUGGUGGGAGAUAGCAGUGCCUCAAAAGAGCAGUGUAAUGAAAACACCAGUAACGUCCUGGACACAAAUCUUGAGAGUAUGCCAGUCUCUGGAGAACUAGAUUCAUCUUCUGUUCUAGAUUGUGUUUCAUCUCAGAUGAUGUCUUUAUCAGAGCCUCAAGAACAUCGCUAUACCCUGCGAACUUCACCACGAAGGGCGGUCCCUACCAGAGGUAGUCCCACUAAAAAUUGUUCUCCUUGCAGAGAAAAUGGACAAUUUGAGGAGAAUAAUCAUAGUUCCAAUGAAACAAAUGCACCUGUUAGUGAUAAUGUAAGUGAGUCUCCCACAAAUCCUGAUGAAAUUUCUCAAAAUGAAAAAGCUGUAUGUUGUGACUCUCAAAACUAUGGAAGUGAAGGACUAAGUAAGCAACCCUCAGAGACAAGACUUAAUAUUGGACAUUUGCCAUCUGCCAAAGAGAGUGCCAAUCAGCACAUUACAGAAGAGGAAGAUGAUGAUCCUGAUGUUUAUUACUUUGAAUCAGAUCAUGUGGCACUGAAACACAACAAAGAUUACCAGAGAUUACUACAGACAAUUGCUGUACUUGAGGCUCAGCGUUCUCAAGCAGUCCAAGACCUUGAAAGUUUAGGCAAACACCAGAGAGAAGCAUUGAAGAAUCCUAUUGGAUUUGUGGAAAAACUCCAGAAGAAGGCUGAUAUAGGGCUUCCAUAUCCACAGAGAGUUGUGCAGUUGCCUGAGAUUAUAUGGGACCAAUAUACCAAUAGCCUUGGGAACUUUGAAAGAGAAUUUAAAAAUCGUAAAAGACAUACUAGGAGAGUUAAGUUARUUUUUGAUAAAGGUUUACCUGCUAGACCAAAAAGUCCUUUAGAUCCUAAGAAGGAUGGAGAGUCCCUUUCAUACUCUAUGUUGCCUUUGAGUGAUGGUCCAGAAGGCUCAAACAGUCGUCCUCAGAUGAUAAGAGGACGCCUCUAUGAUGAUACCAAACCUGAAACAUUUAACCAGUUAUGGACUGUUGAAGAACAGAAAAAACUUGAACAGCUACUUCUGAAAUACCCCCCUGAAGAAGUAGAAUCUCGACGUUGGCAGAAGAUUGCAGAUGAGCUGGGUAACAGAACAGCAAAACAGGUUGCCAGUCGGGUACAGAAGUAUUUCAUAAAGCUAACUAAAGCUGGCAUUCCAGUCCCAGGCAGAACACCAAACUUGUAUAUAUACUCCAGAAAGUCUUCAACAAGCAGACGACAACACCCCCUUAAUAAACAUCUCUUUAAACCUUCCACUUUCAUGACUUCACACGAACCACCAGUGUAUAUGGAUGAAGAUGAUGACCGAUCCUGUUUCCAUAGCCACAUGAACACUGCUAUUGAAGAAGCAUCAGAUGAAGAAAGUAUUCCUAUCAUGUAUAGGAAUUUACCUGAAUAUAAAGAAUUGUUACAGUUUAAAAAGUUAAAGAAGCAGAAACUUCAGCAAAUGCAAGCUGAAAGUGGAUUUGUGCAACAUGUGGGCUUCAAGUGUGAUAACUGUGGCAUAGAACCUAUCCAGGGUGUUCGAUGGCAUUGCCAGGAUUGUCCUCCAGAAAUGUCUUUGGACUUCUGUGACUCUUGUUCAGAUUGCCUACAUGAAACAGAUAUUCACAAGGAAGAUCACCAAUUAGAACCUAUUUAUAGGUCAGAGACAUUCUUAGACAGAGACUACUGUGUGUCCCACGGCACCAGUUAUAAUUACCUUGAUCCAAACUACUUUCCAGCAAACAGAUGACAUGGAAGAGAACAUCAUUUACUAGUCCUCUUCAACACAUAGCAAUGGUAUCAUUGUUAAUUAUGUGCACAGUUUGGAAAGAUUCUCUGCUUUCCCUAAAAUGACACAGCAUGGGAGCUUCCUGAGUGUUCUCGUCAAGUACAGCUCUGCACUGUUGUGGCUCUAGAUCACGUUCAGCAGUUGAACAUUCCUGGUGAGCGAAGGGUUUCCCUGGUGAAUUUUUCACCACUAAAAGCCUUUUAGGUGGCGAUCUUAAAUGGGUGAGAUGGAAAUGAGAGCACACAUUAAAGCAAGAGUAAAUUCCAAAGGUUUCAAAGAACUUGGCCAUAAAUAUGAUAAUGAGAAGACAAAGUAUUUAUAUUAAAACAGUUAAGUAGCUUUCAGUUUUGUGAAAAUAGUUUUCAGCACAGAAACUGACUUCUUUAGACAAAGUUUUAACCAAUGAUGGUGUUUGCUUCUAGGAUCUAUGCUCUAAAAGAACUCACUGUCCCAGUGGUGGCCAUUGUUGGCCUUUAGUAAAUCAGAGCUGCUUCCCCAUAUUGAUAUCUAAUUUCUUUUAACCACAAUGAAUUGUCCUUAUUACCAACAGUGAAGCACUACAGGAGGCAAUUGUGGCAUUGCUUCCUUAACCAGCUCAUGGUGUGUGAAUGUUAUAAAAUUGUCACUCAGAUAUAUUUUUUAAAUGUAAUGUUAUAUAAGAUGAUCAUGUGAUGUGUACAAACUAUGGUGAAAAGUGCCAGUGGUAGUAACUGUGUAAAGUCUCUAAUUCACAACAUUAAUUCCUUUAAAAUACACAGCCUUCUGCCUCUGUAUUUGGAGUUGUCGGUACAACUCAUCAAAGAAAACUGCCUAAUAUAAAAAUCAUAUAUAUGGUAAUAAUUUCCCUCUUUUGUAGUCUGCACAAGAUCCAUAAAAGAUUGUAUUUUUAUUACUAUUUAAACAAGUGAUUAAAUUUAGUCUGCGCAGUGAGCAAGAGUUCACAUGCAUUCUUUUAUACUGCUGGAUUUUGUUGUGCAUCAUUUAAAACAUUUUGUAUGUUUCUUCUUAUCUGUGUAUACAGUAUGUUCUUGAAUAAUGUUCAUUUGUCAGGAGAACUGUGAGAAAUAAACUAUGUGGAUACUGUCUGUUUAUAUUAUAAAAUGCUUGUUGUGAUUUCCUUUUGGUUAGAUUUGGAUUUUUUUACCAAUGUUAAAACCAGAAAACUGUUUUUUUUCUGUCCUUUAUAAAGAAGUAAAGAAUAUAUUAGGGAAAAUUUUGAAAGUCAACUUGACAUCUGUAAAAGAUGGUAGUCUUUUCAAUUAGUAUGUGCUAAAACAGUUAAAGUGUUUACAAAAAGGAAAGAGAGACUGUGGUUAAAGAAAAAGGCAGUUAUAAAUGCCUAGAUGUGAAAAGUUGAGAUAUUUUAUUCUAGAUGCUUCCCGACAUCCCGAUGCUGGGGAUUGAACCCAAGGCCCUCAUGCAUGCUGUGCAAGUGCUCUACCACUAAGCCACAUCCCCAGCUCUACUCUUAAUUGUUUUUGAUGAAAAUAAGUCCCGUGGAUUUAAGCAGGUGGUUUCCUGGAAAGUAUUGUUAACUGGGAAAAGAUAGUAUAAAUAUUCCAAGAUGGAUUAAGUAUAUUAUUCCAGAUCUAAUUUUUAGAGUUGCUUGGUUUUUUGUAUUUUUAAAUCUAAGGAAUGUUAUUUAUUAGCUCUCUUCAAUACAUAGCAGGGUAUUAAAAAUCUACCCUAAUUUUUUUUAAUUAAGUAAUGAAAUUUUAAAUAUAGAAAUAUGAGAAUUUUAAAGUAAUAUAUUAAUUAAAGAUCACUGGUGAUGUUGAUACAAUAUAUCAUAAUCAGAAAGAAAAAUUGAUGAACUUCUCACCCUGAAAUUAUUAGUGAGUGGAAAAGGGGAAUUGUUAGCAUUCUAGACAUUUUUAUAUUAAAUGUUAUGUGCAUAUGCCAGAAGAUCUGCCUUCAACCUGUAGUUAGGCAAGACAGUAGCACUUGUUGGGAAAUUCUGUAACUUCUGUGUUUGUAUAGAAAUAGUACCAGUUAGUUUUGGAAAACCAUUCAGAUCUAUUGAAAAUUCCAUGAAGAAUGAACUGUUCUUUGGAAGAGGGCAAUGAGUGGUAUAAUUGUUAUAUAAAUAGAAUAGACAAAAUAACUCAGUUGAAUGCGUUUUCAAGGGCAAAGAAGACUUUUUGGUGUUAAAGAGGAUUAUUUUCUGCCUGAACAGAAGGUGUGUUUAUUUUGAAUUCUUCAGCUCAAAGCAAUUAGUCCUCCUGGCUUUAAGAGGUUCUAAAGGAUAGUAGUAGCAAAGGUUUUGUUUUGUUGUUGAGGGUUGCAGGAAUAGAUAGGGCUGUUAUUUGCAUGUAGACUUCCAUCUGUCUACACAGAAAUAUUGGCUACUAAAAAACAAGUAGAUUGGAGAUCUACUUAUUAAAAUAUUGCUUAUUAAGUAGUUCUUAGUAGGUCAGAUCUGUUUCCUGGUAUAUAUUAUGCUCAAAUUAAUUACUAAUGACUGAAGAAACUUUUAAUGAUGCCUAAAAUCACUGCUAUAAGGUUUAGGCAGAAGAGGUUUCCUUUGGUGUGACAAACACUGACAUAGCACUUACUAUGUGCCAAGCAAGCAUAUACUAACUAAUUUAAUUCUCUGCAAUCCAGUGAGACAGGUUCAUUUAGUAUCCUGUCUAGCCAGAGAGCCAUUAAAUAACUUGCCCAAGGUCAUAUAAUUAAUAAAGUGGUGAUGCUUGACUUUAACCUAGACAGAUCAGUCCAGACUCAGUGUCUGCCUCACUGUUCUGAGUAAGAAUAUUCCUGUUGUGUCAGGUAUCCCUGAAGUAAUAGGAGUGGAGCUGUGUGGGGCUGGUUUAUGUGGUUGCUGGAAUAUAAACCUGAGCAUAUGUCUGGGUUUGUAGCACAGGAGAGAAGCCUAUGCAUGGAUGGGGGGAAGCACUAAAAGAUUUUGCUCUUGUGAAUUAGGAAAACACAUAUGCAUGUUGGGUGCUUCUCACUUACUUAUAUUUCUCCCCUUCCCCUUUUGUUUAAAUUAAAUCACAGAACAUAACAAUUUACUGAGGUGUGAGGAACAUUUUUUAAAAAUAGGGAAAAUAGUAUCACAUGUUAAUUAUUUUGUGGAAUUUAUUUUUCAGUUAUAAGAAGUGUGGAUGUUCUAUAUAAACUGUUUCUUACUGUGGAUGAUAGGUUGGAAGUCCAUUAUUCUAGAUGCACUGGAUGAAAUUGGGAGUCUCCAGAUUAUAAGUAGCUUUUUUUUUUUUUUUCAUAAUAUGGAGGCAUUGUUCUUUUCAGGCCAUAAAGUAUUUGUUUGAAAUUUUUUACCUUGAUGAAAAUGUACUGCUGUUCAUAUCCCAGAAAUAAAACCUUUUUUUUUUCUUAAGUUUAUAAAGCAGAUUAGUGGAUUUUUGGAAGUUGUGUCAUAUUUAGCUUCAUGAGAACAGAGACCAUCCAUGUCUUUUUUCUGUGUGUAGGGCCUGACUUUAAAAGAUUCUCCAUAAAUAUUUGUUGGUUGUAUGACCAAAGUUUUGGUGAGCUACAUUUUUUUUUUCCCCUAGGAAGUUAGGAGACAGCCCCAAUACCUGAGUGUGCCUGAUUCCUACAGGGCUUGUAUCAGGAGAGCCCUUCACAGGGCCUGAGAGGACAGGGGAGUUGCCUCCUCCCUUAUCUGGAGGAUAUGGUUCUACCCUGAAUGGCUAAGAAGGUUUUAGUCCAAUAUGCCAUCUCAGUUAGGUCACCUCUCUGGAUUCCCAGUCUGUAAUGUUUUGUGAGAAUAGUGGAAAGACACUAGAGUGGAACUUCUGGGUCUUAGUCCAGUUGUGGAAGUGAAGCACUCUGUUGACAGCCUUGUUUCAUUGAGCUCUAGGAACCAAUAACUUGUUUGAUCCCCACAACUCCUCUCUGAGGUUGGUCACUAUCAUGAUCUCCACUGCAUGAAUGAGCAAACUGGAGGUACAGAGAAUGUUAAGUAUGUUAGCCCUUUAGUCCUGUGUGGGGCUGGGGAUACAAAGCCCUGCCCUUAUGAAGCUUCUAGACUAAUGUAGAAGAAAAGCAAUAAACAAAGUUUUUAAAAGUACUUAAAGCAGAGAUACAUGCUGUGAAGAAAAAUAUGGCUUGAAGAAAAAUAAUAAUGGGAGGAUGUGGAACAUUGCCAUUUUAUAUAAAAUAAUCAAGGAAAGCCUCCAUGACAAGAGUAUAUUAGAAUGUCAGAGACCUGAAUGGAGUGAGGAACUUUGCUGUGGGGAUGAUCUGUAGGAAGAGGCAGAAGGACAGCAAGGGAGGGCUGUGAGCCAGGAAGGAGCUUGGUGUGCUUAGCAGCAUUGUGAUGGCCAGUGAAGCUUGAGCCAAAUGAGCAGGAGGAAAGUAGUAGCUGAUAGGGUCAGAGAGGGUGCAAGGUCAGUUCAGGUGUGGCCUUGAGUAUAGCUCAUCAUAAAGGAGUUUGGAUUGUGUUUGGAUGUAUCCACAUACAUAUAUGGCCUUUUGCUAGGCAGAGGUCCUUUCCUGUUUUAAAAUCCUAUGACUUUAAGGUAAUGAUGACUUUUCAAGCCAUUCAAAUAAGUAAAAUGUGUUUUAGUAGUAGACCAGGUACUUUUCAAGGGGUAGAGCCAUUUACCUCUGCUGAUUUUUCAAGAUGGCUGCCGACUGUAGCCAUAAAAGCCAUUGGCUGGGCUUGUCUGCCUCUUUGCUGUCUCAUUUCUCUUAACCACACUGUCAAAGCUCUGGUGGGCACGGGCUGUGUUUGCCCAUCUAUGGUAUGUUUUGGAAGAAUGUUAAUCCCUACAAAGAGUCAUUUUAUGUUUUCUGGCACAACUGAUAACUUUCAUUCUGUAAUUUUUUCUCCUUCACUCAAAUACUCUUUAGGCUUCCCUAUAGAAGUGUGACAACUUGGGGCGGUAAUAAAGUGUUUGACAACUGUGUGAGUUGUGGGAACAUGCUGCACCCUUUCUGUUAAUAGAAGUGUAAUUGUAACCAAAGAAAUUUAAUUUCUUCUCUAGCAAACACAUUUCUGUUUAAGAACGAAUGUUAGAGAAAAAGGAAAUAUGAAAAUUACCAUGUAUCACGAAUACAUUAAGUAUUCUCUUUGUAAUAGCUCAAAUCUGGUCUGUGGCCAAAAUUAAAACCAUAUAAACGGAUCAUAAAUCUUAGCUAUUACUGUGUUUGCUUCUAAUUCUGUUUGGAAUAAGGCUUCAAAUGCUUUCCAGAA
Messenger RNA from Urocitellus parryii (Arctic ground squirrel), 8327 nucleotides. It is a transcript of the gene Zzz3, whose product is annotated as zinc finger ZZ-type containing 3. Lineage: Eukaryota; Metazoa; Chordata; Mammalia; Rodentia; Sciuridae. The record is from RefSeq and is a predicted model, not a curated record. Gene Ontology annotation, molecular function: zinc ion binding.